CCAUUUCUGCAUACAAAAGGUUUCGAGAAUUGAGAGGAAGAAUCAGAGAGAGAUGGUGAAAAUCUCGGUUGGUGGAUACGACGAUGGGGAAGGACCCAGCAACCGCAACCAGAAGCGACGCAGGGAAGAGGAAGAAGAAGAAGACCACCAACCGCAACAAAGCUUUGAAAUCGUAGACCACCCUUCAAUUGCAACACAAGAACACGAAGAUCACCCUGCUCCACCCAAUGAUGGUGGAUCCAACGCUAACACAAACGCCUCUGCAGCAACUAAUGGCAGGGAUAGGUCCAUUCCCAUCUUCGUUUCCGACCCUGAUGUCCUCGAUUGCUGCAUUUGCUAUGAACCCUUGAAUGCCCCUGUCUUCCAGUGUGAGAAUGGACAUAUUGCUUGCUCUAGUUGCUGUGUUAGACUCAGGAACAAGUGUCCCAUGUGUUUAAUGCCUAUUGGAUAUAACCGUUGCCGAGCUAUUGAGAAGGUGCUGGACUCUAUCAAAAUGUCAUGCCCGAAUGCAAAUUAUGGCUGCAAAGAGACAUUUAGUUACAGCAGGAAAAACGACCACGAGAAGGAAUGCAUCUAUCUACCAUGUUUAUGCCCACUUGCAGGUUGCGAUUUUGUUGCCUCAUCCAAGGAGUUAUUCCUUCACUUCAGCCAUAGACAUGUGGGCUUUGGAACACAGUUUCAAUAUGAUAAGUUUUUCACUGUCAUCUUAAGUACCGACCAAAAAACAACUGUUCUUCAAGAGAAAAAUGAUGCUAAUCUGUUUGUUGUUCACAAUAACCAUGAGCAUCUUGGGAAUGUAGUUCGCAUUAGUUGCAUUGGCCCCAAGUCCAUGGCAGAGUUUCAGUAUGAAGUUUUGGCUAGGUUUCGAGGAAGCACUCUAAUAUUGCAAUCUUUUGCCAAGAUCACUCAAGGCCAAUUUGCUGAUGCUCCUCCAAAUGCGUUCCUUUUGAUUCCGUCUGGUUUUUUUGGCUCUCGGCCACUGAAAUUGGAUAUUCGCAUAAAGUCACAACAUUAACCUUGAAAUGGAGAUUGAAGCAGGCUGUAUUUUCUCUCUAUGUACUGUGUAUUAUGGUCUAUUUCUGUAUGUAUACUCUUUGUUUAGAGUUUAGCAUGUCAAAUAGUUUAUUCUAUGUAGCACAGUUGACUUCUGUGAAGAAUGUUGCAGUCAUUAAGUAGGAAACUAAAGAACUGUUUUAUGGAUGCACCUUCUGUAAAUAUGAAGUAUGCCUAAAACAUAUUAUUACAUAUGAAUUCUGUCCGUGUCUCUUGAAAUACACAUAAUUUUUGUGU
This is a messenger RNA of Cajanus cajan (pigeon pea), 1290 nucleotides long. RefSeq names its product E3 ubiquitin-protein ligase SINA-like 7. Lineage: Eukaryota; Viridiplantae; Streptophyta; Magnoliopsida; Fabales; Fabaceae. Gene Ontology annotation, molecular function: zinc ion binding. The record is from RefSeq and is a predicted model, not a curated record.